UAGUGUUGGGUAUAAAAGUAGUGGUGGUGGUGGUGGUGGUAGUGUUGGUGGAGGCCUUCACUUGAUGACCAUGUCUGAGACUCGCCAGAAUCCGGCAACUCUCCACACUUUCCGGCAAGAUCAUCCCAUAUUGUGGCCAAUUGAGAUCCGUGAUUACUGCAUGAACCCGAUGAGCCUUAGCCGGAAUAGUGAGAUGCCGGCCAACAAUUUGUCACCUAAUACUGCUAUUUCCCUCUCAUCGAUUACAAAUAGUGGCAGCAUGGACUCAUCGAAAUGCCUGCUGGGGAAAUUUUCCGGCAAUGAAGCUGUUGCCCCACCUACCCAUGUUCCCAUGACAGAGACCACACACAAAGAGGGUUGCACUGUUAAUGUUACAAAAGCUAGAGCCUCUGCAGCAAAGGAGAAAGAGGCAAGGGUUUUAAGGUAUAGAGAGAAGAAGAAGAACAGAAAAUUUGAAAAGAAAAUAAGGUAUGCCUCAAGGAAAGCCUUUGCUGACAAGAGGCCUCGCAUUAAAGGCCGCUUUGUGAAGAGAAAUGAGGUCUGUGACCUACCCAAGUACCCCUCCAAGCUUGGCAUGGAUAGGUUCCAUCCCUAAAGAGAGAGAGAAUCCUAGAGAGAUUUCAAUGAUAGAUUGAUGGUCAUGUUUGAAUAAUGAGCAUUAUGGUUGCCAAAAAAAAAUCAGAAUUUCAAGUUCUAAAAAUAGUGUAAAUUGCCCCCU
Molecule: messenger RNA, 718 nt
Organism: Amborella trichopoda
Lineage: Eukaryota; Viridiplantae; Streptophyta; Magnoliopsida; Amborellales; Amborellaceae
Source: RefSeq, a predicted model, not a curated record